AUGGUCAACGAAUGGAGCAGCCUCACCGAGCAACCGAUCCUUGCCAUCAAGUCAGGCACAUGCCCCAAUGUCGUUGCCGAUUCGACACGCCAUCUCCAACAAAGCGUACAAGAGCAUCUCACUCACCUUGACAACCGUGCAAGAGCCUUGGCAAACAGCGCCAACUUUGAAGCAGCCCUAAAUGACGUUGCUAGGAUACGACAACUGGUUCCUUCUUCGGCAAUGGGAUACUUGUGUGGAGGUCACGUGUAUUCGCUUCAAGGACAUCAAAAGGCGGCGAUUGACGUUUAUGAUCAAGGGCUGGCUGCUGUUUCAUCAUCGGAUCCCUCUCAUCAACGACUUGUCGAAGCACGAUCGAUGGCUCAAGAGAGAGAUAGCAUAUGCAUCGAUUUCAUCAAGGAGUUCCCUAUUGAUAUCAUUGAGAACAUUGCACCAAGAAUCUUGUGUGAAGGAAUGAUAGCACCGAAUGAAAUACGACAAUACCUUGACGUGUCACGUGUAUGGCGAGAACGACUUUUGCUGUGCAUACGAGAACUGCACCUUGAAAGCAUGGCCGAUGAUGAUCUUGCCGAUGAUGAUGAUUUACUUGAGCAGGUUGCACCCCAUUGCACUGCACUUACGCUCCAAAUUAAGGCACAUGGACUCCCUCGACUCGUGUCAAAAACACAGUUUCCUUCAUUACAGACUUUGAUCGCAAACGUUCCACGUGCUAAUGACGAUGACGACGAUGACUCUAAUCCUGGUAUCGCUGCUCUUGUAUCGUUGGGGUCAACCUUGACACACUUGGAAAUCACGACAUCGGCAUACGGUGUUUGGCUUGGUGAAAUUCUCAGCAGCUGCCCGAACCUCGUGCAUUUGCAGAUGGACAGUGUAGAUACUGAUAUGGAUAAAGGACCUGAAUGUCAUCCUAAUCUCAAGAGACUGCUGUUUUUGCUGUAUGAUGAAGACUCGGAUAUCGAUGAUAUUACCAAGCGAUUACCUGGAUUGGAAGUAUUUGUAGCGAAUCCUUUUUAUGAGACCGAAGACUUGAAGAUUCUCCAAGACAAUUGCCCAAAUCUCAAAGUCGUUGGGUGCAAUGAUUAUGAUGCGUCUUAUUUUUACGUACCUACUACUACCACCACCACCAGGAGAAGCCAAAACUAUGGUGAUCAGCAGGAUUGUAUCGGUGUGCAUACAUUUUACGUUGAUUGUUAUGAGUACGUCUACUGGACGGUGGAUCUCAAGGACGUCAUGGAUUUUAUGAGACGCAACAGCCACACUUUGCAACAUGUCUACUUUUACAUUGACCUGGGUGGAGGUGACGACAAUGUACCCAUCCUUAACCAUGUAAUUCAAGCUGCUGACGGUGCUCUCUUCAAGUCCAUGACAACUUUCGUCAAUUGUAUAGGCGACUAUAGUGAUAUACUAUUAACAAGAUGGGUUGUACGAGAAUCUCCCCAUUUAAAGGAAAUCAAACUAAUCUUAAGUCGGUGUUAUCGGCCGCAUGAGAUCGACACAAGCGCAUUAUUCGACGAUCUGAUUGGCCAUUGCGAACUUGAGUCUGUCAUUUUUGAAUUGCAUGGAAAUCCUACCACGAUGGAUAUGGAAGGCGCUGAACGAUUUAUUCGAUACCAUGUCACCUUUGAUUCUUUACUGCAUACAUUAACUCUUCCCAAGCACACACGACUUUCCAAGGAUGCAUUGGAUGUAUUGGCAAGGUUGCCACGACUUAGGAACUUGAGUUUCUGCUGGCCUUUGAUGAAGGAGGAUCAAGAGGAGGAGGGUGACCAUGAAAAGUGCUCUGAUUUUAUUGGCAAGUUAGAUCGACUGCAACAUUUGGAGAUAUGUAGCGAUGAGCUUGUCCCUGACGACGUCUUUUUACAGCUAUCCAAGCUAAACAUCAUCUCACUUAACUUAUACAUACCCAUCUUGAAGCUUCCCACGCCGACCAUUUUAUUGAGCCUGCUGCAAUGCCCAAAUUUACAAAAGCUGUUUGUUAAUCAUUUCAUUCGUGAAGAGGAACCACUCAUUUACGAGAUUAGGAACAUGUUAGAAAACAAGAUAGAGAAAGUGCACUUUCGUAAAUACACAUGGUGGACGUACAGUGCCCACUACAUUCAGUGA
Lichtheimia ornata is the source of this 2103-nucleotide messenger RNA. RefSeq lists its product as uncharacterized. Lineage: Eukaryota; Fungi; Mucoromycota; Mucoromycetes; Mucorales; Lichtheimiaceae. Gene Ontology annotation, molecular function: protein binding. The transcript has 2 exons. Bases 1 to 2103 code for a protein of 700 amino acids. The record is from RefSeq and is a predicted model, not a curated record.